This is a messenger RNA of Limanda limanda (common dab), 1191 nucleotides long. It is a transcript of the gene hmgn3, whose product is annotated as high mobility group nucleosomal binding domain 3. The transcript has 6 exons. Gene Ontology annotation, molecular function: nucleosomal DNA binding. Gene Ontology annotation, biological process: chromatin organization. The record is from RefSeq and is a predicted model, not a curated record. Bases 157 to 432 code for a protein of 91 amino acids. Gene Ontology annotation, cellular component: chromatin; nucleus. NCBI's taxonomy places the organism in Eukaryota, Metazoa, Chordata, Actinopteri, Pleuronectiformes, Pleuronectidae.
AGUUUUGGGGGAGUGCAUAUAAUCAACAUAUUAUCGAAGGUGCUUAGAUAUUGAUCCUGUAUUUCGAGGUAGUUCAAAUUCACGUCUCUUGGACCUUCCGGCAUCACCUUCAAUUCUUCCCCCCCGCGACUGGUGGAGAAUAAUUCACGCGUAAAAAUGCCGAAGAGAAAGAAUGAGGGUCCCGAGGGCAAGGAUGCCUCCAAAGUCACAAAACAAGAGCCCAGAAGAAGGUCAGAAAGACUGAAAGUUGCCCCACCCAAGCCUGAGACCAAGCCCAAGAAGGCCAUCGUCAAGAAGGCGAUAGACGAGAAGGUGGUCAAGGCAAGGAAACCCACCAAGGGAAAGAAGGACGACAGCCCCGCCCAUAACGGAGAGACCAAGACCAAUGAGGAAACUGAAGCGGCAGAGGAGGCUAAGGAGGAGAAGGCGUAAAGACAUGGACGCGUCCACCGACCCGUCCCCUCUGACUCCAUGGCAGCAAAGCAUCUUUUUUUACUGACGAUUUUUGUACCAUGCAGACAUUUUUUUUAGACUUGUGAUAGUAGAGACGGACAACCAGCAGCCCCCCGUCCCCCACAUGUUCACACUCCUUUUUCAGCUCCUCCAACUACAGUAUGUUUUUGCUCGAUUCUCCUCCCUCCGUUCCGUAUAUCGCUAAACAGUUUUCCUCUCAGAAACGUGCAGACCGAAUGAAAUGGCUUGGUCCGACGUCUGCGUAUGUUCUCCAUUGUGCCUGAAGGUGGGCUGUAAACGCGACUGUUAUGAUCUUUAAACAAACUCUGCCUGUAUUCAUAGUUAUUCUACUCCACAAUAGAUUAUCAUUUAAUUUUGGAUAAAUUCGGCCUGAUAUGUAAAAGUGAGGAUUAGAGGAUUAGUUUGUUGGCAGAGCUUUAGAAACAAGGCCCAUAGUCACCGUGGAGAACAUCUGCAGCUUUUAUUUUUCUUAAGAAUCACCACCACUGUGUUUCACAUAGCUCCUUUUGUAUGUGUGUGCCGGCGUGAAUGUGUUUGUGGGUCUCUGUGUUUGACUUUGUUCACUUUGCCCCCCCACCCCGGAACGCCUUGUCCCGCAGCAGAGUGACAUAGCAAUAAUGAGUGGUGCUUCUGUUCUAGACGGCUUUAUUGGCUUUGGACCCUCUAGUUUCAACCUGUUGGGAAAAUAUUUUGAGAUUAAAGAAAAAGUUGAUGUCU